Pelodiscus sinensis (Chinese soft-shelled turtle) is the source of this 4688-nucleotide messenger RNA. NCBI's taxonomy places the organism in Eukaryota, Metazoa, Chordata, Testudines, Trionychidae. The record is from RefSeq and is a predicted model, not a curated record.
CGCCGGGCGGGCCAAGGGCUCUCGGUCCCUGUCUUAAGCGACAACUUUUUGAGCAAACCACAAGGCGGAGGGAGAGUGCCCGGGGGAGGGGUUUGUCCCGGGGACAGAGAGGAGGAAGUAAGGCACGGGAGGGCGGGGGCGCGCUACGCUGGAGGCUGGGAGCGGACGAAGGUGGUGGUGAGGGGGCGGUUGUGGCAUUGUGUUUUGCUACUCCGCGUCCCCCUUCCGGACUCUAUAUCCGGGAAGAAGAGGACCUAGUGCAACCCGCCCCAGCAGCCUGAGCCCGGAACUGCUGUCCGCCCGCAGCUCCCGGCCGCGCCAGGAAGGGGCAGCGCGCUGCAACAACUUACAGUUCUCCCGCCUGCCCCCGGCCGUUUCCAUCGCCUGCAAUGAGGAUCCGCCUGGCCAGAAGAUGGACUUGGCUUAGCAGAAGCUGCCUGUUGCUUGGGCUCUUGAUGGCUGCCUACUUCCUAGUGGAGCUGUCUGUUUCUACCUUCAGUGCCUCCUCCAGCGGAGACGGCAUCACCAAUGGGAGAUGGGAGAGGCACUUUUCUGACAGACCAGAAAGAGCAGAGGAUCUGGCUCGUCCAGUUUAUGAGAAAGCCCCUCCUGAUUCUUAUGCACUAGGAGAAUGGGGUAAGGCGGCUCGACUACAGUUGACUCCUGAGGAAAAGAAACUGGAAGAAGAACUGAUUGAAAAAUAUGCAAUUAAUAUUUAUUUGAGUGACAAAAUAUCUCUACAUCGGCAUAUACAGGACAAUCGUAUGUAUGAAUGUAAAGCCAAAUCUUAUAACCAUAGAAAACUUCCAACUACAUCUGUUAUAAUUGCUUUCUAUAAUGAAGCUUGGUCAACUUUAUUGAGGACAAUCCACAGCGUUCUUGAAACAUCUCCUGCAGUACUUCUAAAAGAAAUUAUAUUAGUAGAUGACUUGAGUGAUAAAAUAUAUCUGAAGGCUGAACUUGAAAAGUACAUUAGUAACCUGAAAAGAGUUCGUCUGAUAAGAACCAGCAAACGAGAAGGACUCGUUCGUGCACGCUUAAUUGGAGCUACUUUUGCUACUGGUGAUGUUCUCACAUUUCUAGACUGUCAUUGUGAGUGUAACUCUGGUUGGCUGGAACCACUUUUAGAGAGGAUCGCUGAGAAUGAGACUGUGAUAAUUUGUCCUGUUAUUGAUACCAUUGAUUGGAAUACAUUUGAAUUCUAUAUGCAGACAGGGGAGCCCAUGAUUGGGGGAUUUGAUUGGCGAUUGACAUUUCAGUGGCAUUCUGUGCCUGAACAUGAACGUCAAAGAUGGAAAUCCAAAACUGACCCAAUAAGAUCCCCAACUAUGGCUGGAGGUCUGUUUGCAGUUAGUAAGAAGUAUUUUGAGUAUCUUGGUACAUAUGACACAGGGAUGGAUGUCUGGGGUGGGGAGAACUUAGAACUGUCCUUUAGGGUGUGGCAGUGUGGUGGCACGUUAGAGAUCCAUCCUUGUUCCCAUGUAGGCCAUGUGUUUCCAAAGCGGGCUCCAUAUGCGAGGCCAAAUUUCCUUCAGAACACUGCACGUGCUGCUGAAGUGUGGAUGGAUGAGUAUAAAGAACAUUUUUACAACAGAAAUCCUCCAGCAAGAAAAGAAAAUUAUGGUGAUAUUUCUGAAAGAAAACUGCUGAGAGAGCGUUUGAAAUGUAAGAAUUUUGACUGGUAUUUGAAAAAUAUAUUUUCCAACUUACAUGUACCAGAGGAUCGUCCAGGCUGGCAUGGAGCAAUCCACAGUAUGGGAAUAUCAUCAGAAUGCCUGGACUACAAUUCACCUGAACAUAAUCCUACUGGAACUCAUGUGUCUCUCUUUGGAUGUCAUGGUCAAGGAGGCAAUCAGUUCUUUGAAUACACAUCAAGUAAAGAAAUUAGGUUUAACUCUGUGACUGAACUAUGUGCUGAAGUCCCUGAACAAAAGGAUUUCAUUGGCAUGAGGAAUUGCCCAAAAGAUAGAUCCCCUAUUCCAGAAAGUAUCAUCUGGCAUUUUAAACAGGAUGGGACUAUUUAUCAUCCUCAGUCAGGAAAGUGCAUUAGUACUUAUCGUACUCCUGAGGGACGGCCUGAUGUACAAAUGAGGACUUGUAAUGCUGCAGAUAAAAAUCAAAUUUGGAAGUUUGAGAAAUAAAAUGGCCACUGAAGUUAACUAUUAUUUGAAGAACUUCAGAGUAACUGAACUAGAGGUUGGCUGUACUUUGAUACAUGGAUGUCACCUUAGAAUCUAUAUCUCCAAUGCUGAAGUGUACGAAAAAGGGUUGGCAAAUAUUGUCAACUCAUAUUUAAAAGUGCCUUUUUAUGUACCAAUUUAACACUAUUGUAAAUUUUUGAUUAAUUAUUGCUCAGACUUCAAUUUAUAUUUUAGUUUUAGGAAGAACAUGUUUUAGACCUGAAGAGUCAAGUAAAAGAAAAUAUGUAAUACUUCAGUAUUAAGAUUAAGAAUUUUAAAAAUCUUCAGAAGUUGAGAUUCUCCUGUCAAUAUUUACUUAGAUAUAUUGCAGAUACGUAUUACAAUAUAACUUCACAGAACAAGUAAUACAGUAGUACAUGAGUAAGUUAACAUUGGCAUGGGAUGCAGAAACAUAAUCCUUAGUAUGUUGUAUAAUCGUUCAGGAAUUGGCAGAUCCUCAGUGAAAUAAACACAAGUGUUUUGAGGAGGUCAUAUUAUUUUGAAAAGAAAAAAAGUUUCAUUUUUUUUCAACUACUUGAAAGACCGGAAACACUAAGACUGCCAUCACUUCAUUCCCUACUUCAUAUCCACCUUUCCACGUGAACACUUCAGUCUUAUCUUAGUUCCUGAAAGCAACUUGGGGGAUGUUGAAGAACCCUAAUAGUAGAGGUAGUAGUACUAGAAAGAUGGACUAGCAGUAUGAAAAUGUUGUCCAGAUUCAGGUUGGGGCAGAGAGGGAAUGGUUGGGGUGGGAGACUAAAGAGUGAGGGAGAAGGGAGAAACUAAUGGAUAAGAAACUAAUGUAUUUAUCUUGAGAGAGAGAGAAAAGGAUGGGUAUCAUGUUGACAAUCUGUCUCUCACCUUUAAAUUUUCAGAACUAGUGUGCACAUCCUGAGUUCUCUAAGCAUUAAGUAAUACUGGAUUUCUGGACAUUUGUUUAUAUUCUUAACACUGCUGUUAUGUUUACAUAGUCUUUUGUGGUGUUCCUUGAUUUUUUUUUUAAAAAAAAUAUAUGUAGUAUUUGGGCUUGUGUGGGUCUUUUAAUAAUGACAUUAAGGCAGUUCUUAACCUACCAAUGUGGAUGGCAUAUGCAACUCUUUGUGUUGGGUACAGUACAUUCACAUGUAUGUACAUGGUCUUUUUGGCACUGAGGAUGUCAGAUAGGCUGCAGCUACAUGCUGAUUGGUCUACAAGAGACCAGUAGGCUGCAGGUUGAGAACCACUGCACUAAGGUGUUAGUUUAAAUGUGUGAUCAUAGAUAGGAUGUUCAAAUAUUCUUAGGUGUGUGAUCAUUGGAGUGCAUAUUAUAGAAAAAACAUAAUGCUAGUACUAAGUGUGUUGAGGCCUCAAUAUGAUUCUUCAAAGAAUUGGCUGAAGCUUUGAGAAAUCCAGGGAUUUUGGUGGUGGUAGUGUUGUUCUAUGUUCAUCUUGUGCUAUCAGUAGCCACCAGAUACCAAAUCUUGAUUUUGGACUGACAGCUUUUGUCUUCAGGUAGUGAGCCACAGUGACAGGGAGUGAGCAAUAAAAAUCUGGGGAAGAUCUAGUGGAAUAUAGUAGGUGGUGUUGGUUCAUCACAGCCAGGUUUAGACAGAAGGAAAAAGAGAAGGCUGUUGGGAAGGAGAAAAUGGGGUAGUAAAAGUCCUAGGGACUUUCUAGAACAAAUGAUGCAAGAAGGAAAAGGGUAUGUGUUCAGUAAUUUCUAAGGACUCGUGAAGGAUUGGCAGGAGGAAGGGAAAGACGUGGCCAGCUAGUUAGGACAAGAAUCUCUGGGACUGGGCUGGAAGAGGGACUAGAUGGGGAAGAUUCUGUGUUAGGAGUAUAGUGCAGGGCCAUACUACAAAUCAUUGUCACGAUGUGGCACUGGUCUCUGUAAGUCUCUGUAACUUAUUUUUAAAAUGACUAAUUUGAAAUUUGUUUUGUAUAAAUUUAUACAUAAUAAGGGAAUUGACAUACUAUACUGAUCAGCAAGGCACUCCUUAGUAUAUUCACUAAGCCCUAUGUUCCAAGGAAUUACCUCUGCAUUCUGAGUCAGGAUGCUUUGGCAAUGCUUUGAGAGAGUACAGCCCAUGGCAUGCUGAAAGACAAGUUUUAUAUGGUCACGUGCAUUUGUGAAAGCCUUACAAUAAAACAAUUGCUUCAGCAUGUGCACUUCCAAAAGGAUUCAUGCUUGCAUAGGCAUUCACUUUGUAUGCCAAGCAUACUUAUUCUAAUGAGGGAAAUGAAGUACUGUGCCUCCAGACUAUGCAAUUUUUAUUUAAUUCUGACAUGUAUUAUUAACAUGUAUUAUUAACUAACAUGUUUUAAAACUUAGCAAAUAUUGUGUUCCCCUUGAAAAGCUAUUUUAUAAAUGGGGAGUUUAUCAGAGCAGAAAAUAAGAAUGAACAAAUUUAUUAAAUAUUAUACCUUUAUUUUUUUAAAUGCACGUACAAAUGACAACUCAAGGGAAUUUUUUACCCCAUAUUUCAGAUUUUUUUUUUUAAACAAAAAAUAAGACCAAGAAUGUAACAC